AGCUGCUGCAGGACCAGCAAUAGCUGCUGAAUUACAAGAAGGGCUUUCCCACAUCCCUCAUAUAUCUUUUCAUUGGAAUACUGGGCAUCGUCUACAGAAUGAAUUUGGGAUUUUCUACGUAUACCCAGUGAGCUAUAUAAAUGUGUGUUUAAAAAAAAUCAUAAUUUUUUAGAGAACCUUUUUUUUUUUUACUUUGUUUUAAUUAAUGUGUCAUUUUAGAAAAUCAGUUUUUAAACGAGGAAGAGACUAAAAUGAGUCAAAGAAGUUGGGCACAAACACUGUGCAAAACAUAAAAAAAAAAAAAAAAAAAAAAAAAAAAAAAAACCCCACAAGUUUUGGCGUCUUACAGGAUUUAAGGAUAAGUCAAAAAUACCCCAAGUGGAACGUUUUGUCUUGUUUUAACAUAGUAUUAAUAAUAUAUCGUAUCUGGGACACAAAGACUGCCGCAUUGAUGUGUGACAUGAUAGAAUCGCAACCCACCCAGAAAAUCAGCAAAAUGAAAAAGUUGAGGAGAACUUUAUCAGAGAGUUUUAGCAGAAUAGCUCUGAAGAAAGAUGAAAACACAAUUGAUGAGAUAUGUGUCAGCAAGAUGUCUACCCGGAACUGCCAUGGAAUGGACUCAGUGGUAAAGCCCCUGGACACGAUUCCUGAAGAUAAGAAAGUUAAAGUGCAGAGGACACAGAGCAGUUUUGACCCAUUUGAAAAAACAGCAAACCAGGUGAAAAGAGUGCAUUCAGAAAACAAUGCAUGCAUUAACUUUAAGAGCACGCCGGUGGGAAAGGAAUCUCCUAAGGUCAGACGACAUUCAAGUCCCAGUUCGCCAACAAGUCCUAAAUUUGGGAAAGCCGAUUCAUAUGAAAAAUUGGAAAAAUUAGGCGAAGGCUCCUAUGCUACAGUUUAUAAAGGCAAAAGCAAAGUGAAUGGAAAGCUAGUGGCAUUGAAGGUGAUAAGACUGCAAGAAGAGGAAGGUACUCCAUUUACUGCCAUCAGGGAAGCUUCACUUCUUAAAGGACUAAAACAUUGUAACAUAGUGCUGCUACAUGAUAUAAUCCACACCAAGGAAACAUUGACGCUUGUGUUUGAGUAUGUGCACACAGAUUUAUGUCAAUAUAUGGACAAACAUCCAGGAGGAUUGCAUCCAGAAAAUGUGAAGUUGUUUCUGUUCCAGCUGCUGCGGGGUUUGUCCUAUAUUCACCAAGGCCAUAUUUUGCACAGAGACCUAAAACCACAAAAUCUUCUCAUCAGCGACACUGGCGAGUUAAAGCUGGCUGAUUUUGGUCUUGCCCGAGCCAAAUCAGUCCCAAGUCACACUUACUCUAAUGAAGUAGUGACAUUAUGGUACCGACCCCCAGAUGUCCUUUUGGGUUCAACAGAAUACUCUACUUGCCUUGAUAUGUGGGGUGUAGGAUGCAUAUUUGUAGAAAUGAUCCAGGGCGUUGCUGCUUUUCCAGGAAUGAAAGACAUACAAGACCAAUUGGAGCGGAUAUUUUUGAUUCUUGGAACGCCCAAUGAAGAUACAUGGCCUGGAGUCAAUUCCUUACCCCAUUUUAAACCAGAACGCUUUCCGCACUACGGGCCUAAGAACCUUCGACAAGCUUGGAAUAAACUUAGCUAUGUGGACCAUGCAGAAGAUUUGGCUUCCAAGCUCCUCCAGUGCUUCCCAAAGAACAGACUGUCAGCGCAGACUGCUCUCAAUCACGAUUAUUUUAGUGACCUUCCCCCACGGCUGUGGGAAUUAAGUGAUAUGUCUUCCAUUUUUUCUGUACCGAAUGUGAAAUUACAUCCUGAAGCUGCAGAGGGCACAAGGGUAUUUGGGAAAACCAAUAGUUUCUGCAAAGGUCUAUCUAAUAGCAAGCACUGAUAUUGGCUGGAGAUUAAGUAUAAAUACAGGAUAGAACUUCAAUCAAAUUGAAAGUAAACCUUUGAAUGGAUCACUUGCCUUAUGGAAUAGGAGUUUUGGUUUCAAUGAACAACAUUCUACCGCAGAAUAAAUCUGGCAAGACACAAUUUCACCUUAUAACUUACUUCAAGCCUUGCACGUCAUUUGCUACCUUGUGAUUUUUAUGAAAAAUAAACUGUAAAUUCUACAUG
Messenger RNA from Bombina bombina (fire-bellied toad), 2091 nucleotides. It is a transcript of the gene CDK14, whose product is annotated as cyclin dependent kinase 14. The record is from RefSeq and is a predicted model, not a curated record. The coding region runs from base 452 to 1861 and encodes 469 amino acids. Lineage: Eukaryota; Metazoa; Chordata; Amphibia; Anura; Bombinatoridae. Gene Ontology annotation, biological process: protein phosphorylation. Gene Ontology annotation, cellular component: cytosol; nucleus; cytoplasm. Gene Ontology annotation, molecular function: cyclin binding; ATP binding; cyclin-dependent protein serine/threonine kinase activity. The transcript is spliced from 15 exons.